This is a messenger RNA of Alnus glutinosa, 1395 nucleotides long. RefSeq names its product F-box protein At3g07870-like. Lineage: Eukaryota; Viridiplantae; Streptophyta; Magnoliopsida; Fagales; Betulaceae. Bases 1 to 1395 code for a protein of 464 amino acids. The record is from RefSeq and is a predicted model, not a curated record. Gene Ontology annotation, molecular function: protein binding. The transcript has a single exon.
AUGAAAAGAAAAAGGAGUUCAACAGCCUCUGAUGCCCAAAAUGGCGACAAGGAAGCAGUGGAUGUUGCCAAUGAAGGAAUUCGAAGCAUAACAGAUCUCCCAGAACCCGUCUUUCUCACAAUUCUGCUUCAACUUCCCCUGAAGACAAUUCUCAUUUGCAGGUGGGUAUGCAAACCUUGGCGCAAUCGUAUAUCCAGUUCUGAAUUUGCUAAGUUGUACUCUAGAAAAGCACGUGCUUGUCUCCUGAUUCGAACCAAUGAUCCUAAACGCGUUUCAAGAACCAUCCACCUUCUUGAGCUUGAACAUGAAAAUUUCGAUCUGGGGUGUUCAUUUUGUGAUGCCGGUUGCCCUCAGUGUGACCUUCAUGUAAACAUGGAACUUGACACCAAAUUUAAGCUUCCAUUACGUGAUGCCAAGAUGGCACUCAACAGCACAGAUGAUGCCAGUGCCAGUGUGAAGCUUAAUCCUAAAGGUGGAGUAAGCAAGAAGAAGUGUUUCAUUGCCUCAAAAAACCCCAAAGACCACAAGUUUGGCAUAGUGAACCCGUGUGAAGGGUUGCUUUGCUUGUCUGAACCCAAACAAAACAACCCUGUUGUUGUAUGCAAUCCAAUGACUGGAGAAUUUAUCAAACUUCCAGAAGCAAGCAAGGUUGAGAAACCUAGAGAGAAGAUUGAUUCUUGUCUGGGCUUCAGUCCAAGAACUAAACAAUAUAAGGUGAUAAGAAUUUUCACUCAACAGAUUUGUGAUCCCAUUAGUGGGAGGAAAGAGUAUGGCGAUAAGGUGGCUGAGAUACACACACUUGGGACUAGAUCGUGGAGAAGUGUGGCAUUUGCUCCCUUCAUGCUAUAUGGAAUAAAAUUUCCCACCUACCUGAAUGGAGCAGUUCAUUGGUUUCGACCUGAAUUCACUAAGGCAGAUUUCAAAAUUGUUUCUUUUGACGUUUAUAAUGAGCAAUUCCAAUUAAUUCCAGCUCCCCCACUUAAGUAUAACUUCUUUGGUGGAAAGGAUAUAAAGCUCAUAAGCAUGGGUGUUUUAAAUGGUCAUCUCUGCAUAUGCGAUGCUGCUGAGUUUGGCCGUGUUUGCAUAUGGGCGAUGAAGAAGCAUGGGGUCCGAGAAUCUUGGAGUAAAGUGUUUUCUAUUGAUACUGAGACUGAACAACGAUGGCCUCAAGGUUUAUAUCAUCCAUUGAAGAAGUUUAAGAAUGGAGCAAUACUGAUGUACCAUGCUCGCAACUGCCUGCUUUAUUAUGACCCUUCAAGAGAAGAACACAAGUAUUUUAAGAUUCGUGGAAGUGAAUCAAAAUUUGAGGCAGUUGUUUGUAUUCCAAGCCUCAGGUCGCUCAAGGAUGCUGUGAUGGGAGACAAUGUAGAGGUGCUGAAUGUCAAAUCAAGGUAA